CAAACGCAUAAGCACAAUCUAUGAUGGAUUCCAAGGCAUGCUGUUUGUAUUCCAGCACCAGCUCAAAGCCAUAAAGGCAAUGCUUAAAUUUUCAAAGCUACUCCACCAUAGAGGUUUUCAUAUAACCUUUGUCAACACAGAGUUCAACCACAACCGCUUUCUAAAAUGCCUCGGACCCAACUCCCUCGAUGGCUUGCCUGAUUUUUGAUUCGAAACCAUUCCAGACGGCCUUCCACCAGACUCCAACCAAGAUGCCACCCAAGACGUCUCUUUAGCAUCGGACGCCAUCAGCAAAAACCUUUUGCCUCCGUUUUGAGACCUCCUCAUAAAACUCAAUGACGCGGUGAUUUCGAUCAAUAAUGUUAGUCCUCCAGUGACUUGCAUUUUCUCAGAUGGUUUCAUGCCAUUUACAAUCACUGCUGCUGAAGAAUUUGGACUCCCUUUGGUACUCUUCUUUACCAUUCUGCAAGCAGUUUCAUGGGCUAUAAACAAUACCCUACUUUGGUGGAAAAGGGUAUUGCACCACUCAGAGUUCCGAUUCAAGGUCACAUAAAGGCAAUGCUUCAAUUAGCAAAACUCCUCCACCAUAAAGGUUUUCGUAUAACCUAUGUCAACACCGAGUUCAAUCACAGGCGGUUAGUUAAAUCUCUAGGACCCGAGUCCCUCUAUGGCUUGCCUGAUGAUUUUCGGUUUGAAACGAUCCCAGAUGGCCUACCGGAUUCGGAUGAAGAUGCCACCCAAGACCUCAGUUUGCUUGCAGAUUCAGUCACAAACAACUUCUUGGCACCUUUUGUUGAUCUGAUAAAGAAACUCAACAGUAGUAGUAGUACUCCUCCAGUGACAUGCAUUUUUUCAGAUGGUUUCAUGCCAUUCACAACCCCUGCAGCUCAACAAUUUGGCAUCCCCGUCACACUCGUGUUUACUUUUUCAGCAAGCGGCACCAUGGGCUAUAUGCAGUAUCCUGCUUUGGUGGAAAGAGGACUAGCACCCCUCAAAGAUGAGAGGUGGCUCACGAAUGGCUUUUUAGACCAAGAGGUAGAUUGGAUACCAGGAAUGGAAAGUAUUCGUUUAAGGGAUCUUCCUAACAACUUUGUAACAACAAAUCCCAAUGAUGCAAUCUGGAAUUUCAUACUUGAAGGAAUGGGCAGACUAAAUGAAGCUUCAGCAAUUGUUAUACAUACCUUUGAUGCAUUGGAGCUAGAUGUUUUGGAUGCUCUCUCAGCUAUGUCUCCACCUGUUUACGCCGUUGGCCCUUUCCAGUUACUUCUCAAUCAGAUACCACAACACCGUUUGAAGUCCCUGGGAUAUAGCCUAUGGAGAGAAGAAACCGAGUGCCUUGAAUGGCUGAACGAUAAGGCACCAAACUCAGUUGUUUAUGUGAAUUUCGGCAGCAUAAUGGUCAUGACCCCGGAACAACUUGUGGAAUUUGGUUGUGGACUUGCAAAUAGCAAGGUUUCUUUCUUCUGGGUAAUUAGGCCUGACUUGGUAGUUGGUAAAUCAGCAAUUUUGCCACCCGAGUUUGUGGAUGAAACUAAGGGGAGAAGUCUAAUAGCGAGUUGGUGCCCUCAAGAGCUAGUCCUUAACCAUCCAUCAGUUGGAGGAUUUUUGACACACAGUGGUUGGAAUUCUACGCUGGAAAGUGUGUCUGCAGGAGUGCCUAUGCUGUGUUGGCCGUUCUUUGCUGAUCAGCCGACGAACUGUCACUGUACUUGCAAAAGAUGGGGCAUUGGUAUGGAGAUCAAUAAUGUUGUCAAGAGAGAUGAUGUUGAGAAGCUUGUUAGAGAGUUAAUGGAGGGAGAGAAGGGUACGCGAAUGAAGAAUAAGGCCAUGGAGUGGAAAAAAUUGGCAGAGGAAGCCACUGGUCCACAGGGUUCUUCAUCUGCAAACUUCGAAAAAUUAGUGAAUCAAAUUCAGUUUAAAAAAAUCUAGAUGCUGUGCAUUGGAACUAAUGAGAGACAUGUAUUGCAUGCCUCACAGUUAUCGGUUCAAAAGAACUAGCAACAUGUUUGGCCUGCUACUACAUCUUCAGUUUUAUUUAGUUACUGUUUUUAAUUAAA
This is a messenger RNA of Pyrus x bretschneideri (Chinese white pear), 2057 nucleotides long. RefSeq names its product 7-deoxyloganetin glucosyltransferase-like. The record is from RefSeq and is a predicted model, not a curated record. Lineage: Eukaryota; Viridiplantae; Streptophyta; Magnoliopsida; Rosales; Rosaceae. The coding region runs from base 478 to 1929 and encodes 483 amino acids. The transcript has 3 exons. Gene Ontology annotation, molecular function: UDP-glycosyltransferase activity.